This is a messenger RNA of Bombus impatiens (common eastern bumble bee), 3816 nucleotides long. It is a transcript of the gene sona, whose product is annotated as A disintegrin and metalloproteinase with thrombospondin motifs 4. The record is from RefSeq and is a predicted model, not a curated record. Lineage: Eukaryota; Metazoa; Arthropoda; Insecta; Hymenoptera; Apidae. The transcript has 18 exons. Gene Ontology annotation, biological process: proteolysis. Gene Ontology annotation, molecular function: metalloendopeptidase activity. The coding region runs from base 846 to 3140 and encodes 764 amino acids.
CUACCGCAGUUAGACCGAGUCCGCUCGCGCAUUCGCAUUAAUUUCCAAUCCGCGGUGUGUGCUCUUUCGCCGGCCUCUCCUCUCCGUUUCGUCGUCGGUCCAUCACGGUCUCCUCGAGAAGCGGGAUCUUGGGUCUUUGCCGACUUUCGACCAUCAUUGCCGCGCGACCGUUAUCCGUUAUCCGCAUCCUAACGGGGCGAAUUAACGAAAACGGUACCGUCGACGGAAAGAGAUGACCGUGGAUUCGAGCACCGUGGAAACGUCCCGCACGAGAGGAGAAGGAAACGCGUGACACGCGCGUCUCUAGCAAUCUAAUUGCUUGCCGAGACUUUUUCAUCGCCCGUCUCCUUCGUUGUCUUUGAAUACAAAAAUUGAAAGAAUUUAUUUCGUCGCGCGCAAAAUUUUCGUCCCAUGAGAGCAAGAGUGGAAAAGGGAUAGAGAACGACAGAUUAGCCGUGUCGCAGGAUACUUGUAUAUCGCGCAGAGGAAACGAGCGUCGAAAAGGAUCCGGCAGUGUGUUGAUGUGCAGUGAUCAGGAAAUUGGUGCGCACCGGAGUCUCGCCGGAAGUAAAGUCCUUUGAUUCGACGGCAGCUGAGGGAAGAUCGAGACGCGGUUCACCCUCGAUCCGUAUAGUAGCAAAUUUGAUUUUUUACGUCGUUGAUACGUGGGGUUGAAUUACCUUCUUCGUGGUUCCGUCGUCGUGACGACACCGAAGAUCUUCGACAGCCGCGAUGAUGGAAACAUGAGGGUUCUGGAAUAUCGUGCACUCGAUCGACGCAGUUCCAAGCCUGUCGACCAUAAAUGACCGAUGUGACGCAGCCCAUCAGGAAUAUUUUCACGCAAAAUGAUUCGUGCCCUUGUCCUUCUCUGCAUGGCCGUUCUACCUCUUGUACGAUGCCACAAGAUCCACGAACACAUGACAAGGGAGGAGAUGUUAUCGGUGUUUCACACGGGACACGAGUCUGUACCGACGUACGAAGUUAUACCUGUGUUGCAUUCAAUGCACAAGAGAAGUACAGAGAAGCCGGAGAUACACCUGAAGGCCUUCGGCAAGGACAUCAGUCUGUCGCUGAAGCCUACGGAAGGGUUGCUGACAGCGAACCACUUGCCUAUGUGGACUGUCACGAAGAACGCGUCGCAACCUGGUGGCCUCCACUAUGAAAAGGUGACGAAUGCCGACGUAGAUAUCGGUGACAUCUAUCAAGACACGACGAACAUGGCGUCAAUUCUGCUGCACCGGGACGCGAAUGGGAAAGUGCUCGUUGAUGGUAAUAUCGGUGCAGAACUAGUGAUUCGACCAUUGCCAGAUAGGAUAUUAAAUGAAGUAGUAAACAAGAACUCGAAUCUUCACGGAGAAGAGUUGCUGCCAAACGUAACGCGAAGUAAAGGGAACUUGAAGCGCACGAGCCAUCACGUGGUGUACAAGAAAGUGACUCGUCCAAACGGCGACGAGUACAGCGAUUUCACGCUGAUGGAGCCCGAUCACUUGGCCAAGAGGUACAGAUCGAAACGAUCGAUCGCCGCCAGAACAAAGAGGGAAGCACCGUAUGUGAUCUACCCGGAAAUCCUCUGCAUCGUCGACUAUGAUGGAUAUAGAUUACAUGGCGGUGAUAACGUGCAAAUCAAAAGAUACUUCGUGUCCUUCUGGAACGGAGUAGACCUAAGGUACAAGCUGUUAAAAGGGCCAAAGAUCCGCAUCAGUAUCGCUGGAAUCAUUAUAUCACGGGGCAGAGAUGCUACACCGUAUUUGGAAAGAAAUCGCGUCGGACGAGACGCGAUCGAUUCGGCAGCUGCGUUGACCGACAUGGGCAAAUAUCUCUUCCGAGAGAGACGACUUCCGGUGUACGACAUCGCCGUCGCUGUCACAAAAUUAGAUAUGUGCAGGAGGCAAUACGCGAAUGACGUGUGCAAUAGAGGAACCGCAGGAUUCGCGUAUGUGGGUGGAGCUUGUGUCGUGAAUAAGCGUCUGGAAAAGGUGAAUUCGGUCGCUAUUAUCGAAGACACAGGCGGAUUUAGCGGAAUUAUCGUUGCAGCCCACGAAGUUGGUCAUUUGCUGGGCGCAGUUCACGAUGGCUCACCGCCACCUAGCUAUCUCGGAGGACCAGGAGCCGAAAAAUGUCGUUGGGAGGAUGGCUACAUAAUGAGCGAUCUCAGACACACAGAGAAAGGCUUUAAGUGGUCCCAUUGCAGCGUAUCGUCGUUUCAUCAUUUCUUGAACGGCGACACAGCAACGUGUUUGUACAACGCACCUCACGAAGACGAAGCUCUUCCUAGAGUUUUACCUGGGAAGCUUCUUUCGUUGGAUGCGCAAUGUCGGAAAGAUCGUGGAACGAGCGCCUGUUUCAAAGACGACAGAGUUUGUGCUCAACUAUUUUGCUUUGACGCUGGCUCAGGAUAUUGUGUGGCAUAUCGUCCAGCGGCCGAAGGUUCUCCUUGCGGAGACGGCCAGUAUUGCCUAAACGGAAAGUGCGUGGCCGAACACGAAAAUAUUAUCCCAGAUUAUACGCAAAACAUUCCAACGUACGUGCGCCGAGAUAGCAGUUUCAACCCGACAGCCCACAAUCGGCCUCUGUAUGCUCAAUAUAACAACACAGACUACAGGUAUCCGUGGGAAUCGACGACAUACAGCACGCCACAAUCGAAAUUUAAAUACUCCUCGCCGUCGUCGAAUCUCUUCUCGUCGACGAGCAAUCCUUACAAACGCGUCACAUCGUUCGCCACUACCCCGGCGACCAAAUACACCUACACCACUGCCAGUUAUCUGUACGUCAAUAAAUACAAGACUAAAGUAAAUAUUAGUAACGAUGCUAGUUAUAGUAAGAACGGAUACGCUGGUGGUACUACUACUAGGAAUUAUUCGUACUAUACAGUUAGUCCGAUAUCAAAGAUCAACGAUCUGAAUUAUCCGAAAAUUAGCCCGUUCAGACAUAAGGGCACGGUGAGCAUGGUGUUAGCAACAGCAGACGAAAAGGAUCAGAACGGGCCUCAAAACGAUGCUCGCGAACCAGAGGACGAUGAGUGCACGGACGUGGGGUCAGAUUGCGCGGAGCUGAUUGACAGGCUGAGGACAUGGCUGUGCCAUUUGCAAUCUGCGAAAAGCCGCUGCUGCGCGUCCCUAAAGACGAUCUGCGCCGCUUGAUGUGCAACUUUGAACGUAGUCCUUCCUGUUCGUUAAGGAGUUCACGUGGCUACGCAUCCAGAGACCACCACAGAUCCGAAAUCGAACACUCGGCGCGCACUCAGCACGCGUUCAGCUCAUCGAGCAGACCAUAUUCUCCAUUGAGAGACUGGGACUUAGACGAAUCAUGUGAUCUACGAUGUCGUUCGGUCAGCAUUAUCUUUAAAAGACGGACAUCUUACCAAGUUCUUAAAUGCGCUCCCGGUCGAAACCACAUGAAAAACGAAUGUAUAAUUCAAUUUAUUAAGUAGUUACAUAAUCUCACUGUGUUACCCAGAGUAUAAUUUCGUCCUUUCUACUUUCUCUUCUCUUUUUCUUGUCUUCUUUCUUUCUUCUUUUCUGAUGCAAUAAUUCCGCGAUACGAUAAUUGUUUACGAUAGUACCGCAGGAGCUUUGUACAGACAACAGGUGUGAAGUUAUAAAUAUGUCGAGUACGAACAAAAAUGUUCGAUCAAUGUAUCUGAUAGAUUCGAUCGUAUAUUUAUUCGAUGCAUCGCGCGGGAGACUUUUGUGUUACGAUAGAAAUACGAUACAUGCGUAUUAGUACGAACGCGCAAGUGCACGCCAAAAAACGAGCUUCCCCUAAAAUAAUGAAAAUUAUAGUGCAAGGCAAAUAAAUGGUGAUUAUACGAUGGAA